Ooceraea biroi (clonal raider ant) is the source of this 13338-nucleotide messenger RNA. RefSeq names its product zinc finger protein rotund. Gene Ontology annotation, molecular function: DNA-binding transcription factor activity, RNA polymerase II-specific; RNA polymerase II cis-regulatory region sequence-specific DNA binding. NCBI's taxonomy places the organism in Eukaryota, Metazoa, Arthropoda, Insecta, Hymenoptera, Formicidae. The record is from RefSeq and is a predicted model, not a curated record. Gene Ontology annotation, biological process: regulation of transcription by RNA polymerase II. Gene Ontology annotation, cellular component: chromatin; PcG protein complex; transcription regulator complex.
AUGCUCCGCCGCGGACUGCAUCAACCAGUCGCGCGGUCGCGCUCACAUAAGAAACUGGGAUUCGAGAGGCCGACCCCCUUCUCGAGUCAUCGCGCGGUUCCGCAAAACGGAAGGAAGCGAACGGUUACCGGCGAGUGUACGUCGCGCGGCCGUCGCGAGACCAUCCGUUGCACGUUUAAUAAAACAAGGAAACACGUACGCGUGCACCAAGGAAGAGCGUGUUGUCCGCGCUCUACCGAGGCUCGAGUACGACUGACCGAACGUUUACCCCCACCACCUCGUUGACGAGAGAAGCGAGGCGAGUCGAACGUUGUUCGUGAUUCACGAGGGGCCCCGUAGGGCCCGUCGAAUCGGGCCCGACUCAGGCCCGUCGGCGCCGAUCGGCCACGCUCGGCUCGACGACAGUCGCGUCAUUCACGCCGACGAUGAAGAGAGGGGGGCCGCGCGGCCUCCUGAACGAGUUCCACGAAUACACCACGAGAAUGACGCUGUCGGACGUAACGGAGGCUUAAGGGGAUGUUACUCGAUGCCACCUCGCGCCACCGAGGAAGAUGUUUCUGCUCCUUUCAGUGCUUCCUCUUCCUCUUCUUCUUCCUGGCGACGGAGAGAUCCGACCAGGUGGAGGAGGACGAGCCCGGGGAGGAUGCUGCGUGUUCUCAUUGAGGGACAAAUCUUAACGAAGAGGCAGCAUCGGCGCUAACGUCGCGAAAACGGGAGAGAUCCCAAGACGGUCAACUAAAGUUCCUAUUUUUCACGUGUUUUAGCCCAAGGAUUAGGAAAUUAAGGGAGCGCAAAGAGUCGAAGAGGAGUAAUAAGGGAGAAAGAGCGAGAGAGCUAGGAAAGGACAAGAGGAAAAGGAGAGACCGAGAUGACACAUGUCGGAACCUCGUGUCCGCGACGAGAAUGGAGCCUCCCGCGCUAAUUAACCAGCCAAUUAGAAAGCCCGCGGCCAUGCGUAAUGAGCUGCGCGCGCAAAAGUUCCUAAAUGCAAUGCGGUCUUUUUUCCUGCGAAUUUUUCGCGCCGGUUACGAAGCGCGACGCGUGCUAAUAAUAUAAAUUUAGAUACACUAAGAAAACGCAAAACUCCUCCUUCUCGCGAUCGUAUCGAUCACGACCGCCUUCGGGAUUACCAGCGUGAUCGAAAGGCGAAGAGCCAGCUGCAGGAGGAGGAGGAGAGGAAAGGAGCGCGCUUUAGUCCUCGAGAUACUAGUCCGCUAACAAUCAUAGUGAUAGUAAUAUAAUACAGCGCUAAAGGGGUUAAUUGUACAACAGCGAAGAGCGCCUUCUGCCAAGACAAGCCGGGAGGAGGUGAAAUAAAUAAGCAACGUACUUGUGUCUUAUGGCGUCUGACACCGCCAACAGGCAAUAAAAUAGGAAGCUCGGGGCGCGAACGAAGACGAGACGUCAAGGGGAGAGACUUCUCUCUGCAAAAUCCUAUCCCGCACGGAACUACGAGAGGUGCGUGAAAGGGAGCCUAUUUUUUUUUUCUGCGAGACAGUAUGGAAUCUGUGGACGGGCACGCUCGACUUCGGAAGCCAACCUUGCAGCUCCUCAAGCAGUUUUUAGCUGUACGCUAAUGUGCCACGUGGGCUCUUGAAGCAAUUUCUCAGACCGCGCGCGCCGCGCGGUGUUUUUAUCCUCUUAACUGAGUACGAAGUAAACUUAAGUGAAGAUUAAGUAAAAGAAAUACCGAAUAAAGAUAAACGAACAAAUAAAUAAAUAAAUAAAUCUAUAUAUAGAUAUAUAUAUAUAUAUACACAAUUUAAGAACACCUAUAUAUUUAAUUAUAUAUUCCUAUACAUAUACAAGGAACACAUGUACAGGUAUUUUAUUAGGUCCCUGCGAUUUUCAAACUCACCCUCACGUUGAAAUAAAAAUACGCGAAAAGCGAGAUCCAGGAGGUGAAAAGGAGACCAAGAAACCGAUAGAAAGAGAGAAAGAGAGACAGCGAAGGGCGCUUUUCGCGCGUCAAGAGGCUAGAAAGAUAUUUUUCACUGCGUCGAAUUGAAGGUGUAAACGAAAGAACGGUAAAAUGUCCACGAUGAGUGUCGUCUCGAACUCUUCUGUCGAGGUGGAUUCGGACUCCUCGAACGACGUGUCGAGCAAGGACGACGGCAGUGCCGAUAGGAAGUUUAUCCUACGUAACGAGCUAUACAACAGUCUGCUGGCGAGCGCGUUAGGCAAAACCGUGCUCAACAGACAUCUCAAUUUCAAGGAGCAAGGGAUUAAUUUCAAUCUAGCGAACCUGAAGGACAACUUGAACGCGCUCGGUGCACUAAAGGAGUUGAAGGACCUGAAGGGCUUGACCGUCAGCAGCGUGCCCGCUUUCCCGAGGAACUUGGCUCUUCAUCGGGAAGAUCACGAUGAGAAAAACUCGUUCGCAUGGUCGGAGGGUGGCGAAGAAGGCGGCGGCGGCGGCGGCGGCGGCGGUGGUGGUGGCGGCGGCGGAGGGACGGGUGGGACCGGAACAGGUGGCACGGGUCCAGCCACCACUGGUGGUGGAGGACUGGCCCAUUGGGUUAGUGUCAUGGCGGAACACAUUCACAAUCCGCACUCGACCACUGGCGUCGGGGUUCACCAUCAACAACAAUCCCCACCUCAGCCGCCCUACCCGUGGAACAACGGCCUUUCCAGCGACCAAUGCACCCCCCACGACAAGGAGAGCGACUAUUGGGGUGGCGGCCGGGGCGCGAAACAGGGUUACGAGCACUUUCUGUUACAGGCGAAAAUGAACGCGGAUCACGGUCAGCUGCAAAAAGGUGACGAGCAGUAUCGUGGCGCCGGCGGCUCGAGUAGCGGAAGUCCACCCGCCAGUCUGCUGGUGGUUCCUCAGCCUCUCACCGUGAAACCCUCCCAUCCGUCGCAUCUCAACUCGCAUCUCGGUGGUCCACACUCGCAUCCACCGAGGAAGUACCAGUGCAAGAUGUGCCCGCAGAUAUUCGGUAGCAAGGCGGACCUGCAGCUCCACACGCAGAUUCACAUGCGCGAGGCGAAGCCGUACAAGUGCACGCAGUGCUCGAAGGCGUUCGCCAACUCCUCGUACUUGUCUCAGCACACGAGGAUCCACCUGGGCAUUAAGCCGUACCGCUGCGAGAUCUGCCAGCGGAAGUUCACCCAGUUAAGCCACCUACAGCAGCACAUCCGCACGCACACCGGCGACAAGCCGUACAAGUGCCGGCAUCCGGGGUGUACGAAGGCCUUCAGCCAAUUGAGUAACCUGCAGAGCCACUCCCGAUGCCAUCAAACUGACAAACCGUACAAGUGUAACUCCUGCUACAAGUGCUUCUCGGACGAGCCCAGCCUGCUUGAGCACAUACCGAAGCACAAGGAGUCGAAGCACCUGAAGACGCAUAUCUGCCAGUACUGCGGCAAGAGUUACACGCAGGAGACCUAUCUGGCGAAGCACAUGCAGAAACACGCGGAGAGGACGGACAAGCGGCCGCCGAUCAUCGGCAGCGGCCUCAGGCCGUCGAUACACGCGAUGACCGCCCAUCAUCAGGACCACUAUUGGCCAAAGGUGAGCCCGGACUCGGUGAUCGGCGACCUGCACGAGAGACUGCCGCAUCAUCACGCCGAGUACCAUCAGAACCAGAACCCGGAGAUGCUGCUGCCGGGACACGGGCAUCGCACCGCCGAGUCGAUCGAGAACGACUCGAGGCAACAGACACCCCAGCCCGGUGCGAAUCACCAUCCCAACAGCAGCUCGGCCUUUACGCCGAUCUCGUCGAUCUCGAUCAACUCGAUCUCCUCGAUGCAGCACCCGCUCAAUCCCCUGAAUCACCUGCACUACCCGGGUGGCCACCAUCCGGCGUCCCGGCCGUACCUCUACGAGGCGUUCAACACGACGCAGAAGUCGUCACCAACGUCUUCGUCGUCCGGCGUGACGCCCGGCACUACCACCAACCAGAACGCCACGUCCUUCCCGAAUCAGCUCAUCAGCCUGCACCAGAUCAGGAACUACGCUCACCAGCCGAACCUCGGGAAUCUCGGCAACCUGGGCAACCUCGGGAACCUGAGCAAUCUCAGCAAUCUCAGUGCCACGAUGGAGAGCCACGCGCUGCUGGGUGGUCUCAAGGAGAAGCAGUAACUCUGGAGCAGUAACUCCGGCCUCGGAGAUUAACUUCAGAAAGCGCUCGCGCGCGCUCGUGCAUGCUCUCCGCUACGCGCUCCACGGCUCCCCUUCUGUCUUUCUUCUUCUGCUUUCUGCGUGAACGGCGCGUCGUGAACACCUCGCUCCUACCUAGCUCGAUCGUCUUCAUCUCCGUGAUCUCUCUUAACCGUCUAAUUUAUUUUCCGCGCUCUGGCGUGCGUCCCGAGACUUUUCGGGGAGACGCGUUCUCGAUGGUAGUCAGCUUGGUCUCACGUUAGUGUUGCACGCACAGGUACGUACGUACGUGAAGAACCAGAUGGUGUGUCAUCGUAAUCUUUCAGUAGAUUAAUGCGUACGCGAUGAAAGCCGUCGAAACGAAUAAGAAAUACGUGAUGUUUGCUCGAAGAUCAAUUUUCGACAAUCUGCACAAGUCUUUCAAUCGUAGUCUUUAGAGUAUUCUUUUACCUUUUUUGUUCUCUCGUAUAAUGUCCAAUAUUUGAACCAGUAACCGAUUUACAAUUAUAAUCGUCCAUUUUACGAUUCCCAUUUUUUAUGAUUAUUAAUAAAAUUGUUUAUUUCUGUGCCUUGUGUUCUGUGUCGAAAAUACGAUCGAUUCACUUGACUCUCCCAGAUUCUCCACGCUUCUCGGCGUGCUUCACGUCCCCGCCAAUGAUCACGCGUGCCAAUUACGAGCUAGAAAGUUCCAUCAAUACGCAUUCGUCGCGAUAUAAUCCCGUACAAUCUGACACCGGCCGUUUAAAGACUGACGUUAAAAUGAUAAAGUGGAGCACGAUCGUGGAUUAACUUGUAUUUGAAUGGACGAUACACUUUCAUGAUGAUAGAAAGUACACGAUGAUGAACCGUGAGCUCGACCGCUUCCUCAGUUUAUCGAGCAAUCGAGUAGGUUUCAUUGAAAGGUUCAUCCGUCGCGAAGACAGAUCGAAAUUAUUUUCCGUUGAUGUUAACGACACAGACCUCUACCUUUAUAAAUUCGCUGUUAAACUAUUUUUGUUCGUGUCGGAUGACACGCACUUUCGAUACCCCUCGCUAUAUCUCUUAUCGUUUUUAUCACCUUAUCGCGAUCGCGGGUUUCUUUCAGGACGAUCGAGAUUUCAAUCGAAAUUAUUUUUUUUCUGCGUUGUUUCAGAGAAACUCGAUGUACGUUCUAAGUUUGCAUUAAAUGCACAUUUCUCUUUCGUUUCAUUUGCUUAUUUUCCUUCGCUUUACGUUUCUCAUUUCCUGUAUGUGUGUGGGGAAUACUUAUUCAAAGAGCACUUUGAGGCUACGUCUCGGACGAUGGUAUCGGACGCACUCCCAUUUUGGAAGACACCACUUUCAACGACUCCAUUGACGACAAGGCUCCAAGAUCGAGUUUUAACGAGACAAUUUUAUCGGAUCGAUGCUACAGUAUCAUGUUUGAUUAAACGAGAAAUUUGAUCGUGUUAAUUUUAUAUUAUCCCAUCGGGAAAAAAUUCGGCUAUAUUUUUUUUCAGAAUUAUUUACUUAAAGUGUAAAACACUGCGGUCAAGUCACUUUGAUUUUCGUUAACGCACCGAAAUCGUUUCAUGCUAAGUACGUACGCCCCGCUUCCGAAUUCAUAGAGGAUCACGAGGAUUGUUGUACAAAUUUUAUUGAAAGCGUGGUUCGCGUUUGUUUAAAAAUAAAAUUUUCUCGUUACCUCUCGUGAUCAUUAAAACUGUCAUUAUUUUAGAACACCGUCGCGAUUUACGAAGACAAACUCGGAGGGAAGAUGCAGAGUUAUCGGGACUGAUACGUAGACAGAAUUACACGUACAAGCACACAUACGAUAGGACAAUGCAAAUGUUGCGUUUUUUAUGCUACACGGAGAAGACCAGUGAGACACAUAGGACUCGUUAUGGAACAUUUGGAAAAUUAUCUAAAAAACUAGUGUCUAAAAAAUCAGUGAUAACGAGGAUGUAGGGCGGAGAGGAAAAGAGAACUCUAAGGAAAGCGCUGAAGAGAGAGAGAGAGACUGGUACGCAAAGAGAUGCACACACACACACACACACAUACACACAUAAGACUCGUAUAGGGAUAUAUACGGAUACACAAAGUGUAAAAGCAUCACGCACACAUACUGCAAGAGAGCCGCACGGAGACCUCCUUGUAAAUAGGUGCUAUAUAAAUAAAUAAAUAAAUAAGUAUAUGCAUAUAUUAAGAAAUAAAGAUGAAUAUAUGCAUAUACGAGUGCAUACACAAGUACAUAAAGUAAAGAAAUAAUUAUUAUCAUCACCGAAGCCAUCAUCUUCAUCAGUACCAUUAUUGUCAUCCCUAUCAUUAUUAUUAUUUUUAUUUACAUUAUUAUUAUUACUAUUGCUAUUAUUAUUAUUAAUAUUAUUAUAAUUAUUAUCAAUUGAUUAAUAUUUCGAGCGCGACAUUUGGUAGGUGUGUGUGUGAGGUAAAGAGUACACACAGACUCUAAUAAUGAGGAUAUUCUAAGUACCUUAUCUAAUAUCUAGAUAAUCCGAUGUAAUCAAUCUGUUACGCGUGCGUAUAUGCGUGUAUGCGAAGAGAAGAAAAAGGCGAAAGGCAGAGAGAAAGCAAAAGAGAGAAAGAGAGAGAGAGAGAGAGAAAGAAAGAAAGAGAUGAAUAUGUAUAUGCGAACUAUUGUAGAUAAUUUGUUGUUACGGUGCCAGACGUGAUCUCCCUCGGGGUUCCUACGUUUUAUAUUAAUCGAAUUACAUUUCGCGAGCACAGUCGUUACCGAUCGUCUUAAAGUUUCAUCUUUCUCAAUCGCGAGUCCCGCUCUUGUUUCCGUUACCGUCGAUCGUACCUGAAAUCGUCGGUGCGCAAAAGACGAAGUAAGAGAAAGUGAUCGCGCGACGCCGAUUCAUUUCCAUAAUUAUUUCCGUAAUUAUCGCGCGCAGGAUUCAGCUGACUUGAGAAACCACGAACCCCGUGGCGGUCACGACUGCGCCUCACCUAUGCUCAAGUUGUUUAAAACUAUUACGUUGUUAUUAAGAUGAUGAUAGGACAAUGAAUGAGAGAAGGGGCGAGGGGUACACACAAUAAAGGCAUAAAAGAACCUUUUCCACGAAGUAAAUCACUUUCUUGCCACGUGAAGCCACGACCAGAUUCCUCCGUAAAAGCGGCGUGCGACUCGCGCUGUCUCUCUGAACGUUCCCUCCCCCCACCCCCCCUAAAAAAAAGAUUCAACAACGAACGGAAAAGAACGGGCAGAUGCAUAAUCAGUGCGUACGCGCUGGAAAAGCGUCGAACGUUGCCGUACAUUCUUGACGGGUUGACUUGAUGAGGCAAGGAAAUACGUCUCGUAUGAACGCGUGAUCGGCCGACGCGAUAAAAAUGCUGGAAAAGGAACGGAUAUCAUUUCGUCGCGAGAUUCGCCGGAUAUGUGGGGAACAAAGUAUCCUAUUUUAGAUGAAUUCGCAUGGGAGCAAGGGACAGAUGCAAGAUAAAACAAACUCCGAGCCCGCGCUUUAAAUGUGAUUUCUUCUGCCUAUAUCUUUAGUUUCUUUGAUUAUAUUAUUAUUAUUAAUAAUUUUAUUAUUAUUAUUAAUAUUAUUAUUAUUUCGUUUAAUAAACUGUCACGUGUUAAAAAUAAAGGCAAAGGAGAGUUUCUCGACAUGUGAUGCUGAGUUGUUUUUGUUUCUCCGUUUUCGAAACGAGAAAUUUACUUUGGCCUUCUCUCCUUCUCACAUGCAAUCGUCCCUCCUUUCGUCCAUUGUUUCUCGAGAAAGUAGUUCGGUUUUGCACACACCAGCGACUGUUAAUUUUUGAGAGACGACAUUUAUUUAUCACGUUUCGGUCUGUAGACUAAAGUAUCAAAAAUUCGUGAAGAGAACAUCGAGUGGUGAAGUAAUGCACGGCUCAUCUAUGGUGUUUUAAUGUGUUUCUAUAGAGAUAUUAAAUGUUGAAACACACAUUAGAAUAAUUAGGACAAGGAGCUCGCGUCAAUUUAUUCCGCAUUAAUUUGUAAGUGCACACAGAUGACCCUUUUUGCUGUUAACAUAAUUAUCGGAUUAUGAUAAAUUAUUUUCGUAUCUAAAAAUAGAUAAUUUAAUGAAAAGAGAGAAAGAGAGAGAACUCAAUAAGCGAUAAUAUAUUUAAAUUACGAACACAAGAUUUAUAUAUCUGACAUCCAUUGCCCGAAAUUAUGAUUGUUCAAAUGCAUCGUUAUCGAAAGUGGGGUGUUGGAAAAUAUCCAAGUUUCUUCUCCUAUGUGCUCUCGCAUACUUACGAACUACACAAGUUACAUGAAAGAAUAAACUGGUAUAAGCCUUCAUAAUCGAUUUUAUUCCUCAUCGUAUCUCUUCAGCAUGUUUUCCUUGCGCUAUCAAGUUUCGCCAAAGUAUUCCAUGUCGGAUCAGUACACGCAUAUAGAAAAGGGUGCAUACUUUCCAGUUUGGCAAAAGCAAAGAGUCAAUAUAAUACAUAAUUUCCAAGCUCUAACUCGCUGUUUCCGCGGUAAAAGUGUCAAUAAGAGACGUUUUCUCGCUAACCAUCGCUAACUCUCCCUUCUGUCGUGCACCACUUGGUUCCUGCAAUUCGCCACUCGGAUCAUUUCAUCCUCCACUGAUUCUGUCGCAAUUCUCCCGUUUCUUACGUUCGAUUACGACAAAUUUCGCGAGACACUCGAGCGCGCUCGGUUCCGGCGGGCACUUCGCGGACACAGAUGCCGUCCAAUUAUUCUCUCGUCGCAUAAUGCGAGCACAAUGGAAGAUCGUGCGUCAACGGACAUUAAACGGAGUUGAAGAUGUUUCGUCUACCCUUUCACGGCACCCUCUUACGCGCCAAAGAGCACUGCUUUCGGACCGAAUGAUAAAGUUGAAGAAAAAAAAAGAAGAAGAGUGAUCGUGAGAUUGCUCUCUGUUAGUCGCGCGCGAUCAGUUCCUUCCAAUGACAACGAUCCUUUUGAGAGACGCGAAAAGGGGAGGUAGUAAGGUACACACACUUUAGCAAUACUUAGCAAGCACGAAGGGAGAGGGAGGGGGUGCACACGAAGUCUUUCGGAAAAGGGUGUCGACGAGCGAUCGUUCAAGCGCAAACGGAUCUUCGCGUUCGAAGCAAUAAUUUACAAUCCGCGUGAAUCGUCGCGCGUACAGACGAGAGCGGAGAGGUCGACGCAUUCGCAUUCUUCGGGGAUUUGCAGACUGCGCAGCGGGGACAUUUGCGUUAUUGAAGUGAUUCGGAGGGAGCGGAUAGAAUAAUAAGAUAGAGACUGUAUACUACGAUCUCUUUUAGCGAAAUCGAGAACUGUACGUACGUAUAUUCUUUUAAUUGAAAACGCGAUACUACGCGAUACUCAUAGCAACGAGGUCCAUCGGACUGUUCCACCUUGAAGAAGAAGGCUUCGCGCAACCUCACUCUUUAUAUAUCGUUCUCUCUUUCGGUAAUAGUUAUUAUUACUAUAUACUUCAAGUAUACAAGCUGUAAAUGAAUGUUUCUACAACCAGCAUACCUUGCGUAACCAUUAGUCGUCGAGAGGAAAAGCGAGGAAAUAUAUAUAUCUGUGUGUGCAUGCGUGCGCGUACGCGUGAACGAAUGCGUGUGUCUUACACGCAUUUAAGGAAACGCAUGCGUGGAGGAGAGAAAUUGAUAAAAAGAAUGUUUGUGCGUGAGUAUGUGCACGUAUGACAGCGUAUAUGCAUGUAUAUAUAAAUAUAUAUGCAUAUUCGUUUGUAUGAGAGAAAGACAGAGCGAGAGAGAGAGAGAGAGAGAGAGAGAGAGAGAAAGCCAGGGAGAACGAGAGAGAGAAAGUGAGAGAACGAACAUAAGCGAUAUAAGGAGAAACAAUAUAUUAAUUAUUGCGUGGUACGAACAGAACUGUGAUAUUUUAUUGUAUAACUUUGCGGAAGAGAGAGAGAGAGAGAGAGAGAAAGAGAGCGAGAGAGUGAGAGUGAAAGAGAGAAAAAGAGAGAGAGAACGAGAAAGAAAAGACAGAAGAAUGAAGGGAAAUCUCUAAGGAAAAUAUACUAUUACACGCGAGCAAAGGGGAGAAUAUUACUGUAUUUUACAAAAAAGUGCAUCCUUAAACGCAAUUAAAAUGCAAUUGUGCGGGAACUGUACAUACACCUGGUGUCUCCUCGGAGGAUAUUAGGGUACCAUUGAUUUCCUCUUUUUGAGUUUUAGUUGCGUAACGUAUCUAUAUACAUACAUAUACAUAUAAAUAUAUAUACACACACAUAAUGCCGUAAAAACGCACGAAAAAGGGACAUUCUAUUGUUCGAUAGGAGGCAAAAUGGAAGCUCUGUCCAGUCGUUUCUCGCGACUCUAUGUGAGGAUAUGCUCGGUGUUCUCGGGCCGCGAGCCCCUCGUCUGAUCGUUUCCUGUUUGUAAAGAUAUAUGUAUAAAAUAUAUAUAUAUAUAUACAUACAUACAUACAUACAUGUAUAAACUCUAAGUGUUUCGUGAAAGCGCGCAUGCACGGAGCCGGGCGACCGCACUGCGACGACGUAUCGUACGAUCGCAAACGGAACGAGAGAGUAAUAACUAGCGUUAAGAGCACGUUGCGUCUGUAAACCGCGAAACGCCGAGCGAUUAACCGAUCGUCCCCCGCGCCCUGUCCUAUUUUCUCUCCCCGAUCACCCACUUUCCUUUAUUCCCUUGCUUCUUUCGAUGGGAUCGUUCUUCCCGUUUUCCCUCCGCUCGCUGAUCCUCGUCGAUCGGCGAUUUUCGACGCGGUUUUCCAGCGCGGUAUAAUCUAAGAGAGAACGUUUCCCGACGUUCGGAAAAAACGAUUAUCAAUCUGAAAAAUUCCACCAGCGAACGGGGAGGACGCGCAAGAAUGCCGAAUACAACGGCACACGGUCGCGAAACUGCGAAAGCCCUUUACGUCACGAGACUCAUCUUCGAAUGGAUAACGGGCUCUCAUUGGCAUUAUGUUAACGUUUCACUCCCCGAAGCCGUAGCUCGUAUCCUCGCUCGGGCGCAUUUGAAUGCAACUGUGCGCGGUCGUCCGAUUAUCGCGGCACAUUUAUCUAAUCCACUUGAGACGGACGCGCGAGACGAAAAUCGAGGAGAUCGGCCCAUCUGCGUAUAAAGCUGACGCUAAGUGCGCCCCGAGAAUAUGAGGUUUUAUCCCGCCGAACGUAAACGUAAUGCGACGCCGUACCAAAUAUUUUCAAUGAACCCGCAAUUUCCAGAUCGUAUGAGGGUAUGAGGGAAGAUGAAAGGGAGGAGGGGAGGAAGUAACGUAACUAUCGAUUUUCGCUGUAGCUCCCGCCGCCGCGAAACGAAACGCCGUUCCCUUUGGCUGCAUCCUUUUUUUUGUACUUAAAACGAGCGUGUAUUCACGCGUACUCGGAGGCAGGAAAAGGGAGGCGGCGAAAUAGCGUGGAAGUACAGAGAGAAAGGAUGACCAAACAGAACGGACCCGCGAACCCGCGGCGACUUUCCUGAGAAUCAGGUUGCUGGGGGACUUUACAACGCUCUCCGGAUGCGUACGCGAUGGUUAUCAACACAAGGGAGAUAGGAAAUAGAAGGGAAUGAUUUUUCCGUAUUUUCUCGCGUCGCAGCCAGUUAUACGUCUAUCGUACUAGGAUAUAGCGGACUAAGAAGAUAUACUGCACUGCGCGGGAGCGCGAGUCCGCGAGCGUCGUUUAACUCUUCCAACGGUGGCUGCGAGAUUCCCGUUUCCGCAAAAAAAAUUGAUUUAUGCAAAGUUAUCCGGACGCGAAUCACCCGUUGUUAUUAAAGAAAUGUGAUAAUUGCCGCUGACGGCCACCACCGUCCGGCGAAGAGUUAAGCGGUCGCGUUGCCGCGCGAUUGUCCGAGGAAGUCGUCGAGGGAUUUCGGAACGGCCGGAAUCUCACGGAACAUCCCGCGUUUUCUCCGAGUCUCACGUAGCUUCUACGUCUGAAGAGUCCUUUUUCACGCGAGCACGAUACGCAUGUACAAACAGUGAUGGCGUGAUGGAGCUCGUUGCUCCGUGUCUGUGGCGCGGAAUUCGUACGUCGUUCGCGUUCAGCUCGUCGUUCGCGCGUGACUCCAACCCCCUCGUAUUUUGGAAUUAAAUUGAGCGAUGUCAUCCUCGAAUUCGGAGCAGACAGAUAAAGACCUAAAUUCCUCAUCCGCCGUAGGAAGCACUUACAGUAAGGAACGGAACGGCAUUUGAUUCAAGAAAGUUAAAACUGACAAAUAAUUGGAAAGUAACGUAAUUAUUAUAUACAAUUACGUUAUCGUAUAGAAUUAACAGACAUUUAUUGGAAGUGGAGUAAUGAAUAUUUGGCAGCGCAAUGAUAAUAAUGGAUAAUUGAUUUAAUUCCCUUGACGGAGAAUGAAAUGGAUUCGGUAUUUCUUAUGACGUCAAGACUUUUUUGCGAUGCGUCCUACAUCUAAGCACAACAACCCUCUACUAUUCUAUUUUCGGGCGAGGAACAGGAGAAUUGGCUGUUCUGAUUCCGAGGUAAUUAAUUAAUCGUGAAAACGAUCGAUCCAGGAAUAUUUAGCAAUUUCGGUCUCGCGUACGUCUUCGCGCGAGCACCCGGAGAGCAAUUCAAUAUCACGACGUACGAUUUUCGCGCUGUCCCGUUCAAGAACGACAACCUGAAAAUCGGAGGAACCCUCGCGCGAGGUCUGCGAGAGGCAGGAGCUGUCCCGCUCUGUUCCGUUCGCGAGAAACGUCUCGCGAUGUUGCGCUCCGCGCCAAAAGAGACGCCGUUUCUCGUCGCGCGCGUUUUUAACGCGUGAUCGCAUUUGAUUGUAAGCGUGCGACCGAGCGAUUAAAUUAAGAUUUCGCACACCGACAUGUUGCAUUUAGCAUUAAGCGCGCGAUCGACACGCGAGGGAUCGCGCGAGAACGUCAAAGAUCGUCAUCGCAAGGUCCGACUCGCGUUUCGUAAAUCACCGAUGCAAGUUUUGUCCUGAAUGUUGCGCGUGCGAGAGAGAGAGUGCGAGAUGGAGAGAGAGAGAGAGAGAGAGAGAGAGAGAGAUUCGUGAGAUUUAUUCCACCGUUAUAUUAAUUGUUACUUUAAAGUGAGACAGCCCCUUCGUCCCUCGCAGAGUUUGCCCGGAGAGAUCUAGAAAAAUCGUCUCGUCGAAGCGAGAGACGUCGGUCUCGUCUCCGUCGACAUUCGAUUUUCAAAUCGAUUUUUGCGACCACUUUCUCAAGUCUACGUCCCGCGCACAGCUCUGUAAAGCGACACAUGUACACACACACAUACAUACACACGUACACACAUAUACAUAUACACACACCACCUGCCCCGACAUCGAAACACACUUAAUUGUUCGUCCUUUUUAACAAAUAUAACAGAACUUACGUCUUA